AUAUUUUCGGCAGACGGUCAGUUUCACAGUUUACAAGUCUACUCCUAAAUACCAUGGGGUUACAGUCGGUAUCUCUUUCGUUCUCAAGACUCAAUGGUCCGGGCUGCCGGUCUAUGAAGUUCGCAAACAUUUACUCGGAAACAAGCAUUUGGUUCUUCAGCCAAGCUAAAAGUUAAUUUGUGAUUAACAGUUAGCAAGUAGUUUAGUGAAGUGACCAUGGCUGCUAAACUUUUGGGGACUAACUUGUGUGAGGGUUUUGCAAGAAUAAGAACAGCAUUUUCAGAAGGAAUAAAUUCUGUGCAACCUUGGGAGUUGAUAAAAAAGUUUGUGAGAAGAGAAAAUGGAACAUUGGUGGUUAACAACAAAAAGCAUGAGCUUCAUCACAAUGUGUACAUUGUGGGAUUUGGUAAAGCUGUAAUUGGAAUGGUUCGUCCACUGGAGGAUUUACUGAAAGAUUCAGACUCGUCCUCACAUUUAAAGGGAGGAAUCUUAAGUGUGCCUUUUGGGAUACAGGAUACCUUUUCUGGUAGAUCUCGUUUAUUACCAACCAGUGACUCAGUCAUUGAAAUUUUGGAAGGUGCUAAAAACAAUAUUCCAGAUGAAAGUGCCUUUACAUCAGCCAGAAAAAUUUGUUCUUUGGUGCAAUCCCUUAGUGAGAAAGACCUGCUAAUUGUUCUCAUAUCGGGUGGGGGCUCAGCUUUAUUGCCAUAUCCCUUGGCACCAACAACGCUUGAAGAAAAACAAGACAUUGUGAAAACACUUAGCAGAGCAGGAGCUGACAUAAUUGAACUAAACACUGUUAGAAAAGCUUUGUCUGCCACAAAGGGUGGGAAACUAGCUGCAAUGACAAAAGCGCAGACUGUAUCUCUGAUUUUGUCUGAUGUUAUUAACAGCCCACUUGAUAUGAUAGCAAGUGGACCAACCGUUGUGAAUAGAGAUUCAGUUGGAGCUGCUUUGAAUAUUCUCAGUAAGUACAGUGUGUCAAUUCCCUAUCACACAAAAGCUGUUUUGGAGAAUGCUGCUGCUUUCAGUCAAGAGCUUCCUCAUGUUACCAAUGUUUUGGUUGGUAGUAAUGAGGCAGCACUAACUGCUGUUGCUACUUCAUUUUUGCAAAAAGCCAGAGGCACUGACUGCUCAAUGAUUCUUUCGUCGUGUCUUCAGGGCGAAGCUUCUGAUAUUGGCAAAAAAAUGUCAGAGUUUGUGGCAGUAAUAACAAGUAUAUUGUGUGGUAGUGGUGAUACUGACAUGUUGAGAGAAACACUAUUUACUGACUUGUGCAUUGGGAGCAGAGAGAGAGUUAGAUUUAUAGAUUUACUGGAAAAAGUAUCCAAAGAUCAAUGCCCUAUUUGUUUGAUCUUUGGUGGUGAAACAACAGUUCAUGUCAAAGGAACAGGACUCGGAGGAAGAAACCAAGAGAUGGUGCUGUCUUACAGUAUUCAUAUGGAAAAGGUGAUGGAAGAGUCCGCAUUUUCUGGAGAAGUGUUGUUUCUUUCUGGUGGCACAGAUGGUAUUGAUGGCCCAACAGAUGCAGCAGGUGCUAUCACCUAUUGGAGCUCUAUAUCUCCAGGGUUCAGGUCCCAGUUACAGGAGGCUGAACAGCAAGACUUGAAUCCAGAGGCUUACCUGCAGAAUAAUGAUUCCUACACAUACUUUAGCCUCUUAAGUAAUGGCUACUAUUUAUUGAAACCAGGACAUACAGGAACAAAUGUUAUGGAUAUCCAGAUCCUUAUGAUUUAUCCCUGGAUCUGAUAUAUUGCUAAUAAUUCUCAUAUAGAACUGAUGUUAGAGUAUUAGUGUUUUAACAUCAUGGAGAAAUCCCAUGUGAUUUAAAGUCGGUGACCUUACACUAUAUUCAGUAUGGCUCUGGUGUAUGGAAAAGAGUACUGUGCAUGGGGAAGAGCGUCAUGUGUAGCAUAGGCAGUAUCAAUUUUAGCAUAGGGUACAUCAGGGUUUCUGCCGAAGGCUGAAUGAAAUUUAGUGUGUUCAAUCUUUUCAUUAAUUUUGUGGGCUUUCAUACAAGUCUGUCCUCCUCAUUAAUUUUGUGUUUUAUUGUAGUGUCUUACCGAACAAUUAUAGAGCCGUGAUUUCCACGAGCGGCAGGAUACUAAAUUCAAAUUUAGCGCGUCGGCGUCGCCAACACUGGUGGUGAUGACGUCAUCUCCCUCCACUCGCGGGAGAACCAGGUACAACUGCCCAGGUGAAUCCAAUUCUUUUCCUGCCGGCGUCCGGUGAACAUCGGUGGUCGGUGCGGUUGGAUGACUUUGCUUCGCUUUUUUUUUUUCUUGUGGAUUUGAUCUUCGGAAUUGGUGAAGUACUCUUUUUUGGCGUUGUUAUUAUUUUGCUUUUUAUUUAGGCGUUGCCAUGUCGGAUUCUAGUCCGUCGGGAGUUAGGUUUUGCAUCUCAGGAUGUAAAACUAGAUUAUCCAAGUUAGAGUAUGAUUCUCACACUAAAUGUGUUAAGUGUAGGGGACAGGUUUGUUCAGCAGAUCGAACAUGUAACGAGUGUAGUGAUUGGACUGAUUCUCAAUGGAAGUUUUUUAGUUCAUACUCGGAGAAAUUAGCUAAAGACAGAAUUAGAAAAGCAGCGCUUAGGGAAAGUAGACUUAGCUCUGCUUCGUCUUGCGAUGCAUCUGUUCCUUCUGUUUCUCCUCAAAUUGUUAUGUCUCCUUUAACUACACCUCCUAUUCCUCCUACUAAUCCCACUUCUCCGGCUUCCCGUGUAGUUUCUUCCGACACCAUUGCCAGUCUGGAAUCGAGGUUAGAUCAGAAAUUUUCGGUACUAGCGAAUACGG
Messenger RNA from Macrobrachium nipponense, 2791 nucleotides. Its product is annotated as glycerate kinase-like. Gene Ontology annotation, biological process: protein phosphorylation. The transcript has 4 exons. Bases 217 to 1749 code for a protein of 510 amino acids. Lineage: Eukaryota; Metazoa; Arthropoda; Malacostraca; Decapoda; Palaemonidae. The record is from RefSeq and is a predicted model, not a curated record. Gene Ontology annotation, cellular component: cytoplasm. Gene Ontology annotation, molecular function: glycerate kinase activity.